This is a messenger RNA of Paramecium primaurelia, 332 nucleotides long. NCBI's taxonomy places the organism in Eukaryota, Ciliophora, Oligohymenophorea, Peniculida, Parameciidae. The record is from the annotation of a GenBank genome assembly.
AUGUCUAAGACUUCAUCUAAAAAAAGAUAAUAUGUCAAAAUCUCAAAAAAUGAAAAGCAAUCCUUACUUCAAUUAGUCUUCUAUAAUGGAAUGAAAAUUAGAGAAGUAAUAACAUUAUUAACAAUUAGGCUGCCUAGAAAUUGAACUUAAAAUAUGCUGCUGCUAAAACCUUUGUUCUAUAAUUUAGAAAAAAAUUAAUAAGAAAAGAAUUUAAUUACGCUUCUGAUAAACCUUGUUAAACUUGUCCUAGAAGAGAUGAGAAUACUACAUUUAAAAUCAUAUCAUAGAUUGGAGGAAAAGAAAUCAGUUCAAAAACUUACAUGUACAAUUGA